CAUCUAUCCAUAACAACGAUCGGAGAGUAUUUUCUACAUAGAGUUCUUUAUUAUAUUUUUAAACAACAUUGUAUAACACAACACACACAUGGACGUGCACGUGUAGCUGUCCACUAUCGUAUCUAAUCUUGUGCACAUGGACUACCUGUGAAAUAAUGUACCCGAGGAUAGCUACCGGACUACAGAGAUUGUAAACAUUCCUUUUCCGUUGCGAUGAUUCGGUUGACAUUGUUCGGAGCUUUGCUGGCAUGGUUUCUUUACAGUUACUUGGAUGGUAAAAUCCCGGAACCGAUUCCAGAACAAUUCACGGUGAAGCUGAUCGACGCCAGUAUGAAGACAUAUGGACACACGAUGGGGGCCUUAAUAAGUCUAGGUGUGACGACGCAAUUUUCGGAUUUGGAUAGAGCUAUGGGUGACCGCUUUAUUUUACUUAUGACCACUGGAUUUCCGUGGAGCCUCGGCGCUGACCCACAAUUACAGAUAACGAACACCACGAUGAGCGGUGUCCACGUGAGGAUUUAUGAACCAGUGACGUCAUUGCAAGUAGCAGAGAGACCAGUACUCGUCUACUUCCACGGAGGAGGAUGGAGUAUGCUAUCUGUUGAUUCAUAUGAUCCACUCAUGAGAAAGAUAGCCAGGGACAGUGGAAUCGUCGUCAUCUCUGUCAACUACAGACUUAGCCCACAAUACCCAUAUCCGGUUCCGUUACAAGACUGUUCUGAUGUUGUGGAAUACGUCAUAGAAAACUGUGCAACUUUGAGUAUAAAUCCGCGGAAAAUAGCGAUCGGUGGUGACAGCGCCGGGGGUAACAUUGCGGUAGUGUUAUCCUACAAGUUCAAAUAUAAGUUAGCAUUACAAAUUGUACUUGUUCCAGUUCUACAGAUGGCAAAUUGGAAUACAACGUCGUUUAUUGAAAAUGCUCCAUACCUAGCGAAAAGUAUUAACAGCCCGGACUCAAUAUUUUUUGUUCUGAAUUAUUUAAACCUUGAUUAUAAAUACGGUCAAGAUUUCCUAAAGAAUAAUCACACGUCGUCUGCGUUUAAGAAAUCACAUUACAUGAAAUUAAUUGAUCAAAAUAGGUGGGUACCAAAACAAUAUAUUAGAGAUAAAACUCUGAUGGAGAACAUCGAACUACAAACAGAUUUUGGAAAUGAAGAAUUAUUUUCAAUAAUAGAAAGCCGAAUCACCAAUCCCCUGAUGUCACCGUUGCUUGCUGGUGACGACAUGUUAACGGGAUUACCUUUGACCUAUGUUGCCACGAGUGGGUAUGACUUUAUACGAGAUGACGGAAUCAUGUUCGCCGAAAGGCUUAAACAUGCAGGACAGGAAGUGGUCCACCAACACUACCACGAAGCCUUCCACAAUUCACUGUUCUUCGCACACGGACCUCUGAAGCUUGACGUCGGGGUCCGAAUUGUACAAGAUAUCGUUAACAUUCUCCGGAACACUUUACUGUAACACAGAAGUUCUUAGUCUAAGUGUUAAGUUCAUUUUCCGGAGGAACACCUUACUUGUCCGGAGGAACACUUUACUGUACAACGCUGGUCCAAAGUGUACAUGUUUUAGCUAAUUUCCCAUUACUUUUGUUAGUUUAUCCUCCGGGACACAUUAAUGUGACAGAGUGACUUUAACUCUGCUUAUGUAAAUCUAUCCCGCGGGACACCUCUGAUUAUUGUUACCCGGUGAUUCUUAGUUCGUGUUGUUAUGUUUAUUCUCAUGGACACAUUUCUGUAACACAGUGGUUCUUGCUAUGUGCGUUUCAGUUAUUUUUUCUGGAAAAUAUUACGUAUAACGGUAUUUCUGAGCCUGUGUGUUUCAGCUAGUCCUGCGGGACGUGUUAUUGUAAACUCGGUGAUUGCUGCUCUGCGUUUUUAGGUAGCAAUCUAAUACACCUUCCUUGUGGCGGGAUAUAUUCUGAAUAAAAUUUGUA
Mizuhopecten yessoensis (Yesso scallop) is the source of this 1930-nucleotide messenger RNA. Its product is annotated as neutral cholesterol ester hydrolase 1-like. Gene Ontology annotation, cellular component: membrane. Gene Ontology annotation, molecular function: carboxylic ester hydrolase activity. Bases 214 to 1458 code for a protein of 414 amino acids. The record is from RefSeq and is a predicted model, not a curated record. Lineage: Eukaryota; Metazoa; Mollusca; Bivalvia; Pectinida; Pectinidae. The transcript is spliced from 5 exons.